UAAAUGUAUAUAUAAUAGGGGCAAAUCAUAGGGACUCGAAAGAAGAGGCGGAAGCGCUGCUCCGACAGCCGCGAACAGACUUAGAGAGGCGGGGCGCUGUACGGUGGCCGAGAGGACAGCUGUUUCCGCCGCACGAUGGAGUCGAUGGUGUUCAUUUUUUCGCUCAUUGAUUGCUGCGCCCUGAUUUUCCUUUCCGUUUACUUUAUAAUUACAUUAUCAGAUUUGGAAUGUGACUACAUUAAUGCCAGAUCUUGCUGCUCAAAACUAAAUAAAUGGGUGAUCCCUGAAUUGAUUGGCCACACCAUUGUCACUGUAUUAAUGCUUAUUUCACUGCACUGGUUCAUCUUCCUCCUCAAUUUUCCUGUGGCAACGUGGAACAUAUACAGGUAUAUCAUGGUUCCCAGUGGGAACAUGGGAGUAUUUGACCCUACAGAAAUCCACAACAGAGGGCAGCUAAAAUCACACAUGAAGGAGGCAAUGAUAAAGCUUGGUUUUCAUCUCCUUUGUUUCUUCAUGUAUCUUUACAGUAUGAUCCUGUCUUUAAUAAAUGACUGAAAAUGAAGUGGCCAAAUGAAGUAUUAUGGUUGCCAAAUUGAUGUUUACUCCAUUGAAAUACUAUGAAGCCACAGGCAAUUCUCCAGAAAAUCCAGACCAGUGAUGUCAUGCAGUAUAUUUUUUCUUCUUUGAACAAAACAUAUUUUUGCUGUAUUUUUAACAUAUAUUUUAGAAACUACAAUACUAUGUUUUUGCAACUAUUGUUUUGUUCCUACUCAAAUCCAUUUUCUUACUGUAUUUAAUUCUUAUGUAAUGUUAAGAUUUUGCAAGAAUAUUGGUUACCCAAUGGAGCAAAUUCACUUAUUAGAGUGAAGCAGCAGCUAUAACCGUUUCAUUGAAGAUGAUUUUAUCAUAUAAAAGGAAGCUUACCAGAG
This is a messenger RNA of Pseudonaja textilis, 929 nucleotides long. It is a transcript of the gene CNIH4, whose product is annotated as cornichon family member 4. Gene Ontology annotation, biological process: vesicle-mediated transport. The record is from RefSeq and is a predicted model, not a curated record. Lineage: Eukaryota; Metazoa; Chordata; Lepidosauria; Squamata; Elapidae.